AGAGCACGUUUAGUAAGCUGUCAGCCAUCUGCCGCAGUCAGUUAGCUCCAGCGGGAAUGGAAAAUGGAGGAUUGACCGAGGAACGAGGGCAAAUCAUCGGCAUUUCUAGCGUUGAGAUCCUUCUAACAUGUACGAGCACCAAUGAUCACACUGCUGGAGAGACUUGGUUGUGUUUUAAGAAGCACUCUGUUACACAUUGCUGCUGAACUGCAGACAUUCAGUUUGAAAGUAGUGAUUGACUCCAUCAUCUAUGGAUGAGACAGUGAGCCCUGAGCUCUCUCUAGCCCCUGAGCCAGAGCAGAGCCAGGAACGUAUGGAUAGCAGCUUUCAAGGUUUCGUAGAGGAGAAAAGCCACGUGAAAGAACCUGAAAAUGAGAAUGUGGCUUAUGAAGCAAUAGCUGAGCAAGAUCGAUCUCCAAAGGGCACCUGUGAAUUAAGAAAGACUUGGGGUUUCCGACAGUCCACUGUUGCAAAGAGAGAGAUGCCAGUGGAGGCGGCCAUCGACAGCCCUGAGAACCGCUGUGCUGUGCGUCGCAGUGGCAGGCAGUCUAAGCGCACUGACAAACUCGAGGAAUUCCUCUCGACCGCCAAGAGAGGGUCAAGAAGGAGUGCCCCACCCAGUGUGGAAAGUGGAGAUCCUCCUUCCCAAACCCCGACCGAUGCAGAGACCGCCUCAGAGGCCAGUUUUGAUGGUAACGCUGACACCAAGGUGACAGAGGACAAGGUAGAGUCUCCAGAGAGGAGGACAAGAAGUGGCGCAAGGAAACAGACCCAACAGAAGACUCGUGGUGGCAGGAAGACCCGAGGAGGCAGCGGAGAAGCAGUCAAAGAUGAAGGAAGUUCUGAGAAUGAGGAGGACAACAAAGAGCAGUUAAUGGAUGAAAACGCUUGUCAGAAUUGUGAAGAUGUAGGGGACAAUAACACAGCACAACCUCAGCCAGAGCAGGACUCUGAGAAGACAGCCUUCAGCGAGGAGGAGAAGAAAGAAGAUGGAGAAAGAAAUGAAGAGGAAACGGAGAAGGACAGUGAUAAAGAGACUGAUGAGGACGAUGCAGAAAAUCCUGCAGGAGGGAUGGCAAAACGUGGACCUAUAAGAACUUACAUCAAUAAAAAGAGGGUAGUGAAUAAAAACAAUGCUCCUGUUAAAGCUCCUUCGCCUGCCAUUAAGAACGCCCUUCCUGUCAAGAGGGAGGUGAAGCCAAAAAUUACCCCAACGGUUGGAAAGAUACAGAAGCAGCAGACCCAAGAGGAGAAUGAUGAGAUGGAUGAGAAUGAUGAUGAUGACGAUGACGACUCUUCAACAUCCUCUUCUUCAUCAUCCAUUGAUUCUGACGAAGGAGGAUACGACCCCAAUGCAUUGUACUGCAUCUGCCGUCAGAAACACAACAAGAGGUUCAUGAUCUGCUGUGACCGCUGUGAGGAAUGGUUCCACGGAGAUUGCGUUGGCAUCACCGAGGCCCGGGGACGCCUGAUGGAGAGAAAUGGGGAAGACUACAUCUGCCCCAAUUGCACCGUGAAGAAAAACCAGGUGGUCCGACCUGCCACAUCUAAUCUGUAUCCAGAGAUUGGGAAGCCCAGAGCUGAUGCCACCCACCCUGUUUCAGCUUUGACUUUUUCUGCAACCAAUGACAAAACUACCACCAGUGGAAUAGAUACCAGUCUGACAGCUGCUCAGGCUGCGGCCAUGCCUCCUUCCUCCACAUCUGCUGGAAGUGAAGACAGGGCAUCGGAGGACCAGGGCAUCAAAGGAAGGAUAGAGAAGGCUACUAAUCCAACUGGGAAGAAGAAGAUAAAGAUAUUUCAGCCGGCUGUUCUGCAGCAAGCUGAACGAAAGGCAGACCAGAAAUCAGUACCCACCGUGGAAAAAAAGGCAGCACCCACAAGGGAGCCGAAAGCACAUCCUGACACGGAGCAGAAAGUGGCGUUGAAUGUGGAGGUGAAAACAACAUCGACAGCGGAGGAGCCAGGCGAGAAGGCUGGGCCGAAGGCCACGGAGGACUCUUCUCUUCCUAAAUGUAUCGGGCCUGGUUGUGACAACAACGCCCAGCCAGACUCUGUGUACUGUGGCAACGACUGCAUCCUGAGACACGCUGCUGCGGCCAUGAAGUCCAUCACUGACGUCAAGGAGCCCAAGCAGAAGGAAAAAGCCAAAUCCACACCAAAGAAGAGCGGUGCUGGUGGUAAGAAGACACAGAAGAAGAGCCAGGAGGAGUCCGACAGUGAGGAAGAUCACAGCACUGAUCCAGAUGAGGACGAUGAAGAUGAGCAUGCUGAGGAACAACCACCACCGCCGGCCACUGCGUCCUGGUCCAGCGACCAUAAUUACAUUGCAGUAACACCAGAAAAGACUACACCCAUAUCACCAACAGUGUUAAACAAAAAGUCUCCUCCCAAAGAAGAGAAGCAGAGUGAGAAGGAUCAGAAGGAAAAGGAACCAACCCCGGCUCCUGAGAAACUUCAGCCAGAGUCAACACGAACGCCGGUCAAACGAAACAAGAAGACCCCGACCAGUAAAGCAGCCAAGGUUUUACCGAAGGGCAAAAAGGCGUCCCCUCAGGCUACCAGCUCUAAGGCAUCCAAGAAACCUGUAACGCCACCAAGUAAAACCACAACGAGAUCCAAGAAACCAGGCACGUCGCCUGGCCCUUCUCCCUUUCCUCCGGGUCCGAUCCAUGUCACUGGAGCGCUGAGAGUCACCAAGUCCAACUUCACCAUUCCUAAGAAGCAGCCACAGCAAAAGGAGGCUCCAUCACAUACUCACUCAUCAUCAUCCUCAAGAGUCCCAUCUUCUCCAGCUUCUUCAGGUUCCUCCCAUCACUCCUCCUCUUCCAGACCUCCACAUCCAGCUGCUUCAGCGCCCCCUGUGUCCCCCAUGCCCCCUCCACCCAACAACCAGAUGAGGCAAAACAUCCGACGUUCACUGACAGACAUCCUCUUUAAGAGGGUGAGCGACAGUGACGAUUUGAAGAUGACUGAAAGCGAGGUGGGAAGGCUUUCAGUUUCCAUUGAAAAGGAAAUGUUCAACCUCUGCCUUAGCACUGACAGCAAGUACAAAAACAAAUACAGGUCCCUGAUGUUCAACCUGAAAGAUCCUAAAAACAAAGGCUUGUUCUACAGGGUGGUGGGUGGUGAGGUUAGUCCCUUCAGACUGGUGAGACUAAGUGCUGAAGAGUUGCUUUCCAAAGAGAUAUCUGAGUGGAGGAAGCCCGAUGCUCCACAGGCCCAUUCCCCCAGUUCCAGGACCCACUCGUUGCCCUUAAAACAGGGGAACAGGCAUGACUCGAGCUCACAUAGCAUGGACAUGGAGGAUGCUCCUCCAACAUCUGACGCAGAUGUAUGUAUCUCUACCGCCACUUCAUCUACUCGCAUGGCUUCUGCUGCAGACCAAGAUGAGUCUGGCUCCACUCCUGCUGGGACUCAGCCCUCUGCUGUGGAGGGGAGCAUGCCUGACAUUUUCAGUAACAUGCUUAAAGACACUACUUCUGAACACAGGACUCAUCUAUUUGACCUUAACUGUAAAAUAUGUACAGGUCAAAAGACAGAAGAUGAGCCUGCUUCUAAAAAGGCCAAACUGAUUAAGAAACCUGAAACUAAGUCACCUAGACACGAGCUGCAUUCCUCCAAGUCAGGAGACGUCUCUCCUGCCAGCCAAUCACAGGUCCCCGCAGCUUACCAGCACCAAGAGCCCUUAUCCUACCAACACCCAAUCCCUCCGUCCUACCAGUCCAACAUGGAGCCAUCUGUCCCAGAAUCCCAGUCACAACUCUAUCAGGAGCACCUCCCAGUCCAGACUCCUGCGCCCAUCGCCCCAACUGUGUCGUCCGUCAGCAUCACCCGGAGAGAUCCACGCAUGGCCCGGCACAGCUCUGCUGUAACCGUGACCUACACUGCUCCUGUAGAAAAACCAAUUAACAACACUGUAGAACCACUCCCAGCUCCCGUCAGUGCUGCAGUUGAGGUUGGACCCAAAGUAUCACUGCCAAUGCCCCCAGCUCCACCAACUUCAGUAGCUGUGCCCAAACCUGCAAAAACAAGUACAUCAGAGCCUCCUCCUGAGGGCGAGACUGCAAUCUUCCUCCAUGGUCAAGAGAAGAUUUGGAAAGGAUUUAUCAACAUGCAGGCUGUAGCUAAGUUUGUGACCAAGGCCUAUCUGGUGUCAGGAUCCUUUGAACACCUAAAGGAGGAUUUGCCAGACACCAUUCACGUUGGUGGGCGCAUAUCUCCAAAUACAGUGUGGGACUAUGUUGGGAAACUGAAAACCUCCCUUUCCAAGGAACUGUGUCUGAUCCGUUUCCACCCUGCCACAGAGGAAGAGGAGGUGGCAUAUGUCUCUCUCUUCUCUUACUUUAGCAGCAGGAAACGAUUUGGCGUGGUGGCUAACAACAACCGGCGCAUCAAAGACCUCUAUCUCAUCCCACUUGGCUCAAAGGACCCAUUACCCUCCAAACUGUUACCGUUUGAUGGGCCAGGGCUUGAACCAGCUCGUCCAAACCUCCUCUUGGGGUUGCUGAUCUGCCAGAAGGACAGAAAGCGUGCUGGUGCUCCUUUGGAAACUGAGGAAAAACGGUCCAAGACUCAAACCAAAGACGUCGAGGACACUGGGCUUCUGAAGUCAACUCCUGCAGUCAGAGCAGACAGAAGUGCACGGCAGAGCCUUGAAAUCCCCUUCAGCACAACUCCUCCAGGGUCACCUCCAACCAGCUCCUCUGAGAUCUCAAACAGCACUGUGACUGCUUCCUCCGUCCUUUCCAUCUUGUCCUCUGUCAAAGCUCCAGCCACAUCCUCUACCACUGGCAAGGACUCUCCAUCUUCAUCCAGCUCUUCCUCUGCAACAGCUUCCACUCCUCUUCAGACAAUCCUAAACACUCUUUUUUCAAAGAAAAAGCACGACUCGGCUUCCAACUCUCCCUCUGAUCAUGGAGGGGAACUCUCUGUCCCACACACUACAAUGCUGGACCCGAUUGUGCGGCAGUAUGCUCAAAGUUCUAAAGAGGAGCAGGUGGAAGAGGACGAAGACGACCGACCAUAUGAUCCAGAAGAAGAGUAUAACCCCAGUAGGGGCUAUAGUAUGCCUAAGAAGCCUGUGGUGGUGGAUAGCAAACCUGAUAUCUCUAAGCAUUGUGAGGUGGAUGAGAGUGCAGGUGAUGAUGUGGCAUAUGACCCAGAGGAUGACUCCAUAUUUGAAGAUGUCAAAACUGUGGUUCCAGGUCAGGCUAAGGCUGCAACAGAACCUAUUACUGAUCCACAAAAGAUCUUGGAGAGCCUUAAAAAGAUUGGUGAUCAGACAUUCCAGAAACUUGGAACACAGCAGACGGUUUCAACAGGGACACCGGAUACCUCAUUGACUCUUCCAGACACGCUCUUAGCUCAACCCACCAAAUCCCUUUUGGCCAACACUCAGCUACUGCAGCUUGGCAAAAAGGUUGAGGAGCUAGUAAAGUUAACAUCGGUUGCACCCUUGAUCAACCAAAAGAGAGACCCUAGACAGAGUAGGGAUCCUCGACAUGCUGUGGCCGACAGGACACUGAGUGAAGAAUCUGAAGAGAAAGAGGAGACGUCUGCUCUUUUGGUGGAUUCUACGCCUUCCAUCCAAACUGCGACUGUUCAAGAGCCUGUGCUGUCUAACGUAGCUGAGCUCCCAGACUCCUCACAAGACCCAGAGGCAGCAGCCCCUCCAGAAGAGGAAGAGAAAAGCGAGAUGCUUCCAUUUAUGGAGUCGCACAAGACAGAGGUGUCAAUUCCUUUAUUAGGGGAGGAGGUAGAACCCGAUAUGGAGGUCAACUACAUGGAUGACAGAGAAGUUAAAAGUGAAGAAGAAGCUGAGCCAGUGAAGAUGGAUAAAGAAGCGGACAUGUACAGUAUUUGGCCAAAUGCUGCCAGUAUUUUAAAAGCUGGAGAGGACUCAGAGUAUGAGAAUAGCCAAGAUACACCACCAUCAAGUUAUUAUAAUGAGCCCACACACCCCUCCACAGUAACCUCCACAAUCCCAGUACUCACCCAGAGCACAGCAAUGGUUGACACUCAGUCCCAUCACAUGCCACGUCACAUUUCAGCAUCAGGCUUCGACAAUGAGUACAGACCUCAAGCCGACAUCCCACCCCCGUCCAACUACCCCCCUCACCACCUGAUGCAGGGACAAAACCUGAUAUUGAGGCCUCCGCCUAUGUCAAUGCCACCACCAAUGCAGGGUAUUCCUCCAAUGUCAGGCCCCCCUCCACCCGUCCAUGUUCCUCCACAUGUGCAUGGUCCUCCACCAAUUCAAGGUGGCGGCAGCCAGCAGUAUGGCCCCCCUCCAGCUGCAUACCCUCCCUAUCAGAACCAGUGGCCAGGCAAUCAACAACCACCACCACAGCAUCAGCAGCCCCAACCUGGAUCAGUGCCCCAGAAUAUCAUGCCACCUAGAGGACUACCACCACCAUUCCCUCCAAUGGCCCAGAGAGCUCCUGCUCCUCAAAUGUUUGAUCCCUCGAUCCCCCCUCAACAUAUCGUACAGCAGGGCCCCCAACAUGGCCACCCCCAACUCCCUGCUUAUGACGCACAGACCAGUUUACCUCCUCCAAGAUUCACUAGUCCUCCACCACCAUUUAAUUUUCCUGCAGCCAGAGGUCCUCCUCCAACUUUCACUAGGCCACCUCCUGGUCACUUUGAUAACAGACUCCCUCCUCCGUCCCACUUCCCAGGGCCAAGGGGCCCGCCACAAACACAGUAUGGUGACCACGGGGCUAAACCCCCAAUGGGAGACCCACCUCGAGGCCCUGCAGAACAGUAUCCUAAAGACAGUUCUAACUCAUUCAAGCUAAAUGUGGACCAGAAUCCAAACCCUCUUCAUAUGUUUAAAGACAGUCAGGGUCCCCCCCCAGGUCCAGCAUACCGGGGACCUCCACCUAACCAGUAUGAGGACAGAAGAGGCCCACCAUCUAGUGGUGAGAUAGGUGGACAGCACUUUAGCCCACAUAACCAGUACGGGAGCUCUAGACAACACUCCCCUCCGCAUCGAGGAUCUUUUGAAGAGCCAAGAGGGCCGCCCCCUCAUGAGAAUAGACCCCACCCUUCACAACGCUUUGGUGGAUCAGAGCGCUACCGCUUUGAUAGACACUCUGAUGAGCUAAGACCUGUCCGCCACAGUGGUCCACUACUUCCAACUCCUCCAGAGGCUCCCUUAGCUCCUCCAAGUCGAAUGGGAGCCCACAGUCCAGACCUACACAGGGAAGACCUGCACAGGGAAGACCACUGGCGCCGCCACUCUCCUGAAAUGAGGAGGAGGAGCAGCACCAACCGAGAUGACUCAGAACCCCGCAGCGGAGAUCGUUUCAGUCGCUUCGAAGGAGGGCACAGAGAACCUCCCCCUGUUCCUUCACAACCCCCCGAGGAGAGACCGAGGGAGCUGUCAGAGGACCGACGAAGGGACAGAGAGCGAGAAGUCCCCCACCCUGGCAGGCCUUCAUGGGACAGAAGCCAGAGCAAGCGGUGGAGCAGAGAGCGAGAGUGGGACAGAGGCAAAGACAGGGAGCGCGAUCGGGAGCGUAGCCGAGAAAGAGAGCGCAGCAGAGGGAGGGAGGGCGAGAGACACAGGGAAACAGAAGGAGAGCGACACAGGGAUCAAGACACAGAUAAGAGGAGAGACCGGGAGAGAGACAGAGAAAGAGACAGACCUAGGGAUUCUGACAGGAGGGACCAUGACCGUGAUAGAGCAAAAAACCGCGAGCGUGAGCGUGAACGUGAGCGAGAGCGAGAGCGUGAACGUGAACGUGAGCGUGAGCGUGACAGAGAGCGAGACAGGAGACGGGACAGAUCCAGAAGCAGGGAUCGUGACAGGGACAGAGACCGCGGGAAAGAUCGGGGCAGAGACAGAGACCGGGAGAGAGAGAGAGAAAGGGACAAGGACAAAGACAAGGACAAAGACAAAGACAAAGACAAGGACAAAGACAGGGAUCGUCGCGACAGGAGCAGAAGCCGAGAAAAGAGGGAGGAGAAAAAGGAAAGCAAACAUGACACAUCCAAAGAGAGUGUUAAAGCUACAGAAAAUGAGAAGAACAAGUCCUAGUCUCUGUUUUGUGGACACACCAGUCUGGUUUGAGAGACACUGUACACUCCUCAAUGUACAUUAAGAUGGACAGUGUUUUGUUUAAAGUUCUACAGUUGUGUUACUAAAAAAGUUUGACAUGUAUAUUGUUUUGUCCUAAAAUUUCAUGACAUUCAGAAAACAAAAACCGGAGACCGAGGUUUAUUGAGGCUCCUGAGUCCUUUAACAUGUACCAUUCUUCUGCCUACAGUUUUUUUUUUUUUUAGAAAACAAUAAUGUAACAGAUUAACACCUUUUUGAAUAUGUAAAUAUGAAUGUACUUGUGUAUAUACUGAUGUUUUUAAUCAUACUUUUCUAAGUAGAGAAAUCAUAAGCCAUAUAUCUGACAUGGAUAAUGUGAACGUUAAAGAAACACUGUUUAAAUGUCCGGCAGGUUUGAACUUGAAGGCUCCAGCUAUCAACAGUAUACACCCCAUAUAUGGUUGUUAUGAAAUGUCUUGAUUUUGUUUCAACUAAUUAAACUAGUUUGAUGAUG
Labrus mixtus (cuckoo wrasse) is the source of this 8558-nucleotide messenger RNA. RefSeq names its product death inducer-obliterator 1 (gene dido1). The transcript has 17 exons. Lineage: Eukaryota; Metazoa; Chordata; Actinopteri; Labriformes; Labridae. The coding region runs from base 251 to 8044 and encodes 2597 amino acids. Gene Ontology annotation, biological process: apoptotic signaling pathway; DNA-templated transcription. Gene Ontology annotation, cellular component: nucleus. The record is from RefSeq and is a predicted model, not a curated record.